AUGAGUUCGAUAUUAAAGUUUUUUAAACCCAUUACCAAUAAUAUUGACAAGAAAUUAGACAAAUCGACUGAAGAAAGUCCACCAACAAAGAGGCAAAGAACUGAUAUUUCACAACCUGUUGAAAGUCGUAAUAUUUUUCCAAAUGAUAUCGCAAAUUUUUCUCAUAAGCAGUUGAACGACUUUGAAAAAUAUGAAGUAAUUGAACAUUAUUGGGUACCUGAUAUCAACUUCAAGUUUCCGACUUCUGGCAAACGAAAUUUAAAAUUUCAGCAUUCUUGGUUGCGCUCAUUUGCAUGGUUGGUGUAUUCUGCUGCAGAAGACGGAGCUUACUGCCGUUAUUGUGUCUCAUUUGGAUCAAAUUUUGUUGGAAAAGGGGGUCAUCAGAGCUCAAAUAUGUUAGUGCAGAGAAUGGAAGAAAGCGCUCGAAAAAUUCAAAGAACACCAAACAAAAAAAUAUCAUCUUGA
Molecule: messenger RNA, 465 nt
Organism: Daktulosphaira vitifoliae (grape phylloxera)
Lineage: Eukaryota; Metazoa; Arthropoda; Insecta; Hemiptera; Phylloxeridae
Exons: 2
Coding region: 1-465 (154 amino acids)
Source: RefSeq, a predicted model, not a curated record